Molecule: messenger RNA, 12096 nt
Organism: Procambarus clarkii (red swamp crayfish)
Lineage: Eukaryota; Metazoa; Arthropoda; Malacostraca; Decapoda; Cambaridae
Gene: Hs6st
Product: heparan sulfate 6-O-sulfotransferase
Cellular component (GO): membrane
Molecular function (GO): heparan sulfate 6-sulfotransferase activity
Source: RefSeq, a predicted model, not a curated record
CGGGACACAGGGAGCUCCCCUGCAGAAGGCAGUAGACACUGUCAAAGGAGUCCGGUCGAAAGGUGUGAUGAGUGGUUCAAUUGUUCGUUUAUUACUCCACCCCUCACCUUGACACAAGUACUAUGCGACUUGUAGACAGUGAGGUACAAACAGAAGACGUGGAGCUGUUACUGGACGCUGGUGAAAGGUGUGAGGGCGAGAUCCCCAGCAGGCGAGCGUGGGGCCACGGCAGCUUUGAUUCUCUUGUCCACUAUUAUCCUCCUCCUAAAGAAGCCUCGAUGAGAAAAGGAAUGAAAAAAUGUAUAUAUAUGCUUGCGUUUUUGACAUUCCUGGGCGGCGCAGGUAUCGUGUUCGUUGGGUACUACUGUCCUGAGUCUGUCUGUUCGGUGAGGUCACUCUCGCCUGUGAAAAAAUAUAAAUAUAGUUACGUUAGGGAUGGCAUUAACCAGUUCCAUCUCCAGACUGAUGUUGUUGGUAAACCACUCAGUGGGGCCCUGAGGACAGCAACUGGGCCCUCGUUUGAGGAUGUUAUCAGUCGAGAUUUUCAGUUUGACAUUGAAGAUCACGAUGUCAUCGUCUUUUUGCACAUCCAGAAAACUGGCGGAACAACUUUUGGCAAACAUCUCGUUGGGGAUCUUGAUUUAGCCAGACGUUGUGUGUGCCACAGAAAAGUUAAAAAGAGGUGCACCUGCCUCCGUCCGGGUCCUAAUUCUGACGAGAUGUGGCUGUUUUCACGCCACUCCACUGGCUGGAAGUGUGGCCUUCAUGCAGACUGGACAGAACUAACCAGCUGCGUCGAUGAUAUGAUGGAUAAAAUUGAAGACCAUGAGAUAAAACGAAGAUAUUUUUAUAUAACAUUCCUAAGGAACCCUGUUCACCGAUUUGUGAGCGAGUUCCGUCAUGUACGCCGAGGGGCCACUUGGAAAAAUGCAAGACAUUUGUGUCAAGGGAGACAAGCUACCAAGGAUGAAGUACCAUUCUGCUAUGAAGGUGACACAUGGGAGAAUGUUACCUUAGAUGAAUUCAUGGCGUGUGAAAGCAAUCUAGCUAUCAAUAGACAGACCCGUAUGUUGGCAGAUUUGUCAUUGGUUGGAUGCUACAACAAGUCAAUGAUGAAGCCAGAGGAGAGGAAUAAGGCAAUGCUUCUGUCAGCUAAGAAUAACUUGAAGAUGAUGGCAUUUUUUGGUUUGACAGAGUAUCAAGAAAAAAGCCAAUACUUGUUUGAAGAGACAUUCAAUCUUAAGUUCAGAGUUCGCUUUGAACAGCACAAUCAGACCAUAUCUGAUUUGGCUUUACAUAAUAUUGACUCGGAAACACUCGGACGUAUAGAGGAGUUAAACAGCUUAGAUGUUCAGCUGUACGACUACGCUAAAGAGCUCCUUCAACAGCGAUUCAAGAAGUUAUCAUCGCAAGAUGUUCACUUUAAGGAGCACUUCUCAAAUAUGGGUCGAAAUAAAUUUUCAUGGUCAGAUAUCGAGCAAGCUCCGUGAAAAGCUUACGAAUUUUGUGAUUACAUAGGAAUUUUGUAUUUUUAUUCGUGUUUAAGUUGAUAUCAAGAUAUGUGUUUGUAUUAAUAUUUUCUUAUUGGCUUAUAGUAUUUGUAGCAUACACAGUAAGUUAUUUAUUACCAGCUAAAGUGUAAAACUUCAGAAAAUUUCAUGUUAUACAAUGAAAAUGUCAUUUCAUCUUGCAUUUAAUUUAUUGUUCAUAGAUAAACUGUACUUAGGCUCUUUCGUGCAUAAACACUUGAAGAUAUUUGUGCACAAAUGAAGAUAGAUAUCCGUUCACACACAUCCCACCAGCAUAGCUAUUUAGGUAUUCAUGUGUGUAUGCAUGUGUAUGUGUAUACACAUACACAUGGGUGGCUUGCAUGUGUGUGCACAUUCAUGGUAUGCACAGACAUCUAUACAAAUGCAUAUGUACAUACACAUGAUUCUAAAAUUCACAAUGCACACGUGUAUAUACUGACAGAUAUGUACUGUACAUAUGCGUAAAUAUACCCAUACAAAAUUUUUAUAAAUAUAUAUUGAUGAGAAGCACCAUUGUAAGGCAAUUGUAAUAAGUGACAAAGAUGUUCGCAAUGUUCAUAUAAAAACAAAAGCCGCUAAACUUGGAGUUACCAGAAUGCAUAUGUAAGGCAAACAAUGAUAAAUUCUAGAUAAUAGUGGCAAUGAUAGAAAAUAUUCCAAGUGACAUUUACUUCCCUUAUGUCACUUCCCUUAUGUUCCCUUCCCUUCCCUUUGGCCUGUUGGGCACUCCAAGCAACUGCUUGUUGGACCAAGUUAUCACAAGAUGAGCCUGGCCUCGGGGAGUAGAAGAACUACUAGAACCCUCUCCAGAUAUGCUCCAGGUAUGUGAUAAGCAAUGCAGUUUGGAGAAUUCUUCACAAAAAUAUUUUGCGUACAGUACUGCUGAAGAGUAUAAUGCGCAAACAUGUAGAGAUAAUAAAUAGGCGGCAUUUUAAGAGGCUAAUUAUGGAACAUGUGGUGCACCUGCUCCCUUUGACAUAAUCACAGGAAACAAGGUAUCAGGCAUAAGAUACUACAAAUGGGCAAUACCUCUGUACAUAGAGAGAAGCUCUUUGACUCAUAAUUGUGCUUAUUUUGCAUGUCCGGGAAACCGUAGGUUUAACUACUUAUAUGGCUUAGAGCCUAUUUCAUGUAUUUUAAUGUUUUGGUACUUAUUGUAAAUUUCUUACUUGUAUUAAUUUAUAGAUUUUUGUUAAUUUUAUCAGAAGUUUUGUUGUAUUUUAAAGAAAGGAAACAGAAAGGUCACAUUGGCUAAAUUUGGGAGGAGACACCUAGCUGUACUCUUAUAUUGUUCCCCUUCAUUUUGUCUUUUGUUUCUUGAUGACUGUGUUAUCUUCGUUGCCUAUAUCCAAAUGUCUUCAGUUCAGGUCUCGGUGAUAAAGCUAUAUUGUUUCAUAUUUAGCUCAGACAGCUUCCAGGGUAAACUGGAGAGAGUCAGUGUAAACUGACAGUGUCUGCCACCAGCUUGUUGUAACAACCUAACUUGUUUAUGGAUAUGCAGCAAAAUAAAGACAGAAAAGAUAUCUUUAUCUCCUUGGUCCGUGAAUGUGAUUCCAGACACAAAUGGAUUUCCUUACAAGUACUUGUGGUUCCUGCACUGUGAAUGACCACACUCACCAUUGCUGGGGACCUGGUCCAUAAAUUUAAACCUAACCAGAAGCAGAACAUUACAAUAACCACCCAAAAAAUUUGUAAAAAUUCUAAACACUUGAUUAUUUAAUGUCUGAACAAUUUCAUUGUUACUUAUUUUUAGACUUGCCUGCUACAGUAUUUCCUAAUUUUAGAUUUUAGAUAUGUUUCAAGUCUGCAUUUCAAAAUUGUUGAAGGACUGGGUGAAGUAUUAAAACAUUUAAGUAAGAAUUGUUUUGUGUGUGCAUGUGAGAGAGGUGUGUAGGGGUGCAUUGUAUUAGCUCAGACUUUUGGAAGAUGGAAAGGGUUGAGUAAGUUGAAAGGUCAAGACAAUACAGUAUCACAAAGGAAAUUCUCUAUGAUCUUUGUUUUGAAGUUAGUGUAUAUUGUGUUAUAACCAUUUUGAUUUCCUGCUGUAUUUGUGAUUACAAGAGUAAAGGUUUGCUCAUGGUGUUCCAUAUUUUGGAUUUCAAAAUAUUUUAGUUUCCAAAUGCUUACUCUAUAUUGCUUUCUCUUGAAGUUCUUAUUCAAUUGCCUGCCACAUCUUUUUGUAAAUACAAAAUGUUUUUGUUUUGUGCAUUGAUUUUCAGUUAGGUACUUUUGUUCUACCCAUUACAGUAGUUCCAUAAGUCUUCCCUAUCCGGGUUUUUUGUAUCUUUUGAUGAUCUUAUAGGUAGUAGGGUUUCACCUGUGUGAUCUCACAACUUAGCAGGAUGUGUUUGUGGGGUUGAUCAUCAGCUCUUGGCUGUCCCUUUAAUUUUUGGGUUGAUUACCAUAAUUGGCAUUUAUCAUACUGGACACACAACCCACAAAUCCCAAAAUGAAGAAUUGACACUUCUUCAUUUUCAAUUGUGUGGGUUGGAUGCCUAAUCUUCAGCCACGUUAUUGUGAGUCGUCAUCUGCGUAUUUAUCUUGCUUUUGAAUUGAUGUAGAGUAUCAAUUCAAUAGUAAGCUCAUACCACAUCCUCACUUCUCUAAUGUGAAAAGAGGUUCUCAAUACCCCUCUUAACUCAUACCAACCCUAUCUACACCCCCCCCCCCCCCCAAAUAUCUUGCUUUUUUUUUUUUUUUUUUUUUUUAAGCGUGUGUCUGCUUGUACUGCACUUGUCGCAAGUAAACAGGUGUCUUCAUCAUUGUUUUUUGUGCAAGGCAGCAACAAGCCUGCAAUUCUUGAGCCCUGCCUGCUAGUUAUUAAUUAACUGGUGUAAUGAAUCCAAACUGCAUUGUCAUACAACAUAUGCAAUUAAACGCAUGUAUAAAGCGAGCUUCUGAUACUCGCCCUCUCGGUACAUUCUAAUCACUAGCUUCACAUUGAAGACAUUUCUUCUUUUAGUGUUCAGUUUCCAUUUCUAAAUGUAUACGAAUACUGGUUGGUAAAUCUGAGUGCCAAAUGAUACAAUCGCCACAAACAUUCUUUUAGAUUUUGUGGGUGCUGAUGCAUAUUGUACAUGCUUAAGUUAAAUAAGGAUUAGUUUUAUUCUUUAGAUUAGACAUUUUCUAUUUCUAGUAGUUAAUAACCUGAAGACUUGCAGUCCUGCAUGAAGGAUUGUUGUGUAUCAUACAACCAUAUCAUGAUAUCAUAUCAUGUUUCAUAUCUAUUUGCUUUUGUGCUGCGUUCUUGCCAAAUGCACCAGUUGCACCAUGUUAGGUGUAAUGAUAGUUUAUAAACAUACAUUAUCCUGUAUCCAAAUAACACAACAUCCGAUUGGACUGUGUUUAUAAAUGUAGUGCACCGGUCACCUUGAAAAUGAUAGUACUGUACUUUGUAUAAAAUUUGGCUAAAGCAGUACUAUGUUAAUCAUUCAUUACAGUAUAUCAUUCUGUGUCCCAUUCUCCUGGUUCUAUCUAGGUUUUUUUAUGCUUUGUUUUUAUCCCGGUGCUUUGCUUUAUAUAUUGGUAUACCAUUGUUAGAGUUUGGUAGCCUCUAAUGCUAACUAAAAAUUUCCCUAACCUAAGGCAAGGUUGUAUGGGAUAUUGAUCAUUCAGUUACCAGUCAAACCCAAUGAUGUAUAACCUGACUGGCCAGCAGACACACAUCAUCGCUACACCCUAUAGAAGCUCUUCCAAAUAAUUUAGUGUCCUGUUUUUGUAUAGAUGCCAGAAAUAUGUUGAGGUGAAACAAAGUAGCACCACUGAACAGGACAUCUCUAGGCCCUGGAAGGAUAAACAAGACAUCACAGGUCGGUUUACAUAUCGGUAAUCCCUUUUCGUGCUGCCACCUUUAUGAUACAGAUUGAAGAGUGAGUACUCGUUAUUACCAGUAAGGCGCGCACACGUGCGUGUGUGCGUGCACACAACUGCAAUUUGCCCACUCGCAUUGUAUCGACCUUACCUGCAUAGAGGGUCAUGAUUAAAUUUUGUGAAACCUUAGCAUAAACAGUUGAAGGCUGUCCUGAAAUAUCUUUUCCUUUAAUAUCUCAUGCACUACUGUUUUGUCUAUAGUUGGGUCGAAGUCAGCUGAUGGCAUUGGCUUCUCUAUUGUUUUUCCUGGUAAAACCUUUUAUGUGCUGACGUUUGCCCAAAGACGAGAAUUUUUACUGCAAAUCUUUGUGUUAUUUUGUUUGCUCUGAGACUUUGUGCCAACAAUAGUUUAUUAUAGUUCAAACUGUGCUCUCAUAGCUCCGGAAUCUCGACUAUUCUCAUCCCAUAGGUUAUGAAAAUGAAAAUUGGUUGAAUCUUGUCUUUAACAGAUUUAAGGCAGCUGAGUUUAUGCUUGGUGUUACCUGUAAUGGACUUUGCAGGUUUCUACUGUCAUAUUGCAAUCCUCGAUUGUCUUAUGAACAACAAAUUACAUACUAUCAAAUGUGACCUAUCUUUGUGACCUUCCUCCUGUCACCAUAACAGGAAGUGGGAAAUAUCUCUGGAUUGGAUACAUAUUUGCUAUAUACUAUUAAUGGACAGAGAUUUGCACCUAACUGUCAGAACUAUGUUGUCCCACUAAUAUGAACACCUUGUAACAUGUCCUAAUUUUUAUGAUCUUGAAUUAUGCUUUCUUACUAUUCUUUCGAGUCCCAUGACCCUUAAUAAAAUACUCAGUGACUCGGAGUCCUUUGACAUCAUUCAUCUCGUGUAACUUUACUCAUGUGUAGCAUUCUAAAUGAUAGUUAGGAACUUUUGAACAUUCUGCAACAGACAGCUUUAUAGCCUCUCGAGACUUUCACUUUUUAUUGUUUACAUUACUCUAUAGGUAUCCUAGUCAUGGAAGCAGCUCUACAUUAUGCUCACUGUGUAAUUUUUCACAUGUUGCUAAUUACAAGUUUGUAUUACCUGCUAGAAAAACUAAAUGCUUGUAAGGCAGAACUUUUCACCCUGCAACUGCAGCACUUACCUUUUCCAUUUUAUGAAUUGCUUAUCAUUGUAUAGUAAGUACAGUACUAGUAGUAUUUGACUCAUUCACAUCCUGUUAAUAAACUGUCAUAUUAAAAUACAGUAUAGGACCUGAAUACCAUACAGUAAUAAAAUAUUACAUAUUGCAUUUGAUAAUUCCAUGGAAAUUGGAUAACCACCAAGCACUGGUUUUGACCGCCCUUAAAUCACUGCACUGUGCCAAACGACAAAUGCCAUUUUGAGAGUUGUCCGUUUUAUUUUUUAAUUGGGCUAUAUUUUAAUGUUUUUUAAUGUUUUCAUCAUUGUGUGUUUUAAAAUUAAAAUAGUUGAGUUUGGAAACAUUUUGACAUUAACUUUACCUGAACAUUUAUAAAAACAACAAAAAUAUGUCCUUAACAAUUGCACUAUGAAGUUUUUGCCAAAAGCAGGUGCACAGUGCAGGGGUUAAGCACUUGCAGGGGCUUACAGAGGUAUUAUUGUUUGUGGAAGGUCUGUACCUUGUGUGAGGAUAUUUUGCACUCCCCUUCCCCCAUAGCUGCUGCUCACACUUGACUUAUACACACCAUUUCUACAUUUCCUACAAAAAUAUUUUAUUUUCAUAAUUUGAAGAAUUUUCUAAAGUCAAGCAAAGGGACGUUUCUAGACCUUGCCCUGUAAUAGGUCCCAAUAUAAGCCCGUACCAAUGGUUAACGUGUGCCUCGGCUGCCGAUUGUUGUAGCCAACUUGUAUCUAAAUUAAUUAAACAGUUUUUUAAGUAUUGAUGGCUUUAAACUUGUGAUUCUGUUCAUUGCCUUUCCUUUAUCAACAUCACUUGAAUAUGCGGUAGUUAUCACAACACUGGUGCAAUGAAAAACCAUGAGAUAUGAGAGCAGCUUGACAAAGAACGUGAAAAUUUCAGUUUGUUUAAUAAGCAUAAAUAAUGGAAAAAAUAGAUUAUAAGAGAAUUUAAUGCAGUGAUCAGCCAGGACAAAAUUCCUCUCUCAGAUCCAGUAGUGUAUAGGUGGUUUCCUGCCAUAGUACAGGAAUAGUUCAUAGUACUAUGGAAUUGUAUAGGAAAUUUACUAUUUCCUGUACAUAGUACAUAUACACUACUGUACAUAUAUGUACUAUGUACGUAUGUGUACAUAUACACUACUCAGAUCCAGUAGUGUAUAUCUAAGACAAACUCCACUCAAGAUUUAAACUUCAAUUGCAUUUAGAAGUUGUGCAUAGUGUGAUGUGAUGCAGCCUAACAAUAUUUAAACCUUUAAAGCACUUUCUUUUUCCACAUGUUUCCUUCAGUUCUUUAUUCUCCCAUAAUUUCCUUGACGACGUGCUUGCCAACUUCGGUGAUUAACUAAAUAUUAUAAAAGAAUUUAAUUGAUGUUAUUUGCAAUAAAUGGUGACAAGUGUAUUUGUACAUCAACUAAAAGAAAUCGUUUAUGAAAUUUUAUAUAUCUAACGGUAUGGUGUAAUUUGUGUAUGCAGUCAAACUGCAAAACCCCCAUAGUGAGGCAAUUUUUAAUAGAAGAACCUUUAUCACUGAUGGUGACUUGUGUUAGUGUAUAAAUAGUAUACAUCAUAAAUCAUGUUAUAUUGUUGCCAAAAUUAUACAUUUUCAUAUGUUAAAUAGUACUAUAGAAGAUAUAUUUUUUUUUCUUUUACUUAUUUAUGCCAUGAUUUAUGAAUAUGCAAAUAAGUGUACUGUACCUAAGAAACACAAUUUCUUCCUUUUUUUAUUAAAGGUUUUAUCUUUAUUUCCUGUGUGUAAAAUUAAAUAAAUAAAAAUUGUUAAUUGUUUUAGGGUACAAAUAUCACUGUUAUUGGUAAAUUUAACAUUGUACGUGAUAGUUAUUACAGUAAUUGCUUCUUGGAAAUAAAAAAAUGGCUUAUAAUAAAUUGCCCUGUUAGUACAUACUGUAACAUGCACAAGGAAAUCACAUGAACCAGCCCGUCCUCCCGUUUUAAUAGUACUUAUAAAACAAUGAGGGCCAUAGUACCUAUACCAUCGUGCAACACAAUUAGAAAGUAAAAAUCUAUGUAAAGUAGUAAAUUAAAGUAAAAAUUCAAUACUAUGUAUUGAAUUUGGACAAACCGGAAAACGACUUUCUACUUGUGUUGCAUAGACAAAUUAACUAACCUAACCUUCCUAAGCCUCAUACAUGUUAUCAGAGGCUUAAUGUAGUACAUGUGUGCUAUAUUAGGCCUAGGAAUAUUUGUUUUUUAGCUUCAUUUUUUUGGGGGGGGGACUACAUAAAGUGAAUAGUACAAAAUUCUUCUAAUUGCUUAGUAUGUGAAUAUUUGUACUAUGGUGCACAUAGUCAUAAAAAGUACUAUCUAAACAGGAGGAUGGGUUGCAUUAACGAGAUGUAUCAAUGAAAAAAUUGGUAGGAGCCGUGAGAAUUUGAACCUAUGCUCUGGGUAACCCUGAUUUCCGGCUUCAUUGGAAGCCUCAGGAACCCUAGAGAAUUCAAUUGAAUCCCAGGUUACAAUGCUUUUGACCAUAUCAUGGUGUAGUUGUCUAAGGCAUUUGUUUCGGAGUACCCGGAGCAUAGGUUCGAAUCCUCCUCAUGACUUCUACCAAUUUUCUCACAGUAAUAUAAUGAACGACGAAGUCACAAAAUUAUUCUUGUCACUAAAUAUAUUUUUAGAUAAAUUUAGCCAAUUUUCUUAAUAGCUUAUUAAAUAUGAAUUUUAUUAGCUUAUUAAAUAUGUAAAUUUUUAAGUUUGGUGUAAGGCAGUCAUCUAUAUCAUGUUCAGACAUUAAUUAUACUUGUACCGACCAACUACUCAUUUGUGAUUUGUCUGAAUGCCGUCCAGCUGGUGGGUCAAUCCAAACUUUACCGAUUAAAUAUACAACUGUUCUGGGCUCCCUACAGAAAAGACGUAGCUGGCCCAGUCGGCUGCCUUGAUGCAAUAUGUGAAGGCCAUUCCAACACCUGACCCUCAUAGGCACAGUGAACUAGAAUUUGUUUUGUAAGGAGGGUACUGUACUAGUAUUUGAGAAUUCUUGCAUAUCCAAUUUAUCACUAAAAAAUACAAAACAUCCUUCCACCAUUUUUGUUAAACAAAAAAAAACUGUCAAUACUAUGUCAAUCUUCUAUUAGUAACUGUGGAGAGAAAAGAUAUACCUGUACGUAGUGAUGAUUUUUUAUCAGAAAGGGAGAGAAUUAAGAAAGCUAAGGUUGCCUUUCUUACUCAUCGUGUGUGAUGCAAGUACAAAUGGAGCAAAAUAAUGGAACCAUAAUGACUUAAUAAAUUGAAAGUAAUAAAGCCAUGUAUAAAAGGAAGGUAGUAAGAAAGGCAAGAGUAAAGUGUAUUAAUGCUGUGUUGUGUUAGUACAGGCAGAGGUCUCUGUCAACAAAAUUCAUCACUCAAUUGAGUGUUGAAUGUAAUGAAAUGCCCUUUUUUGGUAGGGCCAGAAGUGGCUUCCUGAAAUUAAUGCUGGUACUGCCAAGUCUUGGCUCAACACACAAGGUCUCAGUUUUAUGCCAGGAUCCAGGGCCAAGACUCAUUGAGUCCACUUAUGAAUCUAAUAAUAAUAAUAAUAAUUUUUAUUUGCAGGAAGGUACAAUGAGUUGGUGAGAUUACACAAGACUGGUAUUUUUACAUUCGUGCAAAGCCACUAACACGCAUAGCGUUUCGGGCAGAAUCUUGUAUGUUCUUUUUUCGGUCACGGUGCGAAAAGAACUGGAACUUCAAGGCUGUAUUAAACAGUUUAUGGUUUUAAAAUGCUGUGAGUUUGUUUGUGACCCAAAUUGAUUAUUGUUAUAAACAAUAUCAUAGCACUUCAGAGUUCAUAAACUGUUUAAUAAAUAAUGCAAACUAAACCACCAUGAUAUCCCAGGCCCCGAGGCCUCAGGUGACCUGGAAUGCCAUCUGGUGGUGGUCAGGUACAUCAGUUAUGGUAUUUACCCCAUAGCAACUAUCAUUUGCUUUGUUUACCUAGAGGUACCAAAUGUCCUUUAGCAGUUGCUUGUUUUGUGGUUGAUCUCUUGAUUUCCUGCUUUGCAUGCCUUGACGAGUAAACCAGUCUGAUCCUGGCUUCUGGUAGGCUACUACAGGGUCUCAGAGGCCUGGUGUGUUGGGUUAAGUCUUGGUGGUUCCAGAAUGAUGCUCGGAGAACCAGUGGGUUGGGGGAAAGGGGGGGUCUCCCAGUGAAAUGACUAAAAUGUACUUGAAGUGUUUUACAGAUGUUUAAGACCUUAAGUGGAGAAGUUUGAUUUGUCUUGGUGAGUACACUACCAAUUCUAGUUUUUUAUUAAUAUUUGGGGAGGAGUGACUAGUUACAUAACCAUUAUUGGUUAUUUGAGAUGUCUUAGUUCCAACUUGUCUGGGUAUGACAUGGAUGAGUGUAUUUAUAACAUGAAAAUUUUAAUUUAUAUUUAUAUAGUUAUACAUAAAUGCUCUCUGUAAUAUUUAUUAAAUACAUUACUUUAGUUCAGUAUUAAAGAGAGCAUCAUUUCAACUUACCUGAUAAAUUUGUCCCAUUUCUUGGUUCUAGAGUUUUUGGCAAGGUUACUGUACCUUGAAUGGAAAUAUCUGCCUUACAGUGAGAUAAGUACUGUUAGAUAUAUGUUAUCAUUAGUCUGAUAUACAUCCCAAGCUUUGAACAAGAUGUAGUUUGACUCGUCAUUUGCUUGACACUAACGGAUCUUGAUACCAUAUGUAGAGUGAUUCACAAGUUUGCUUAUGUGCUGCCAAAUAGAAUUUGUAAUUUUUGCCUUCCCAUUUUCCAAUUACAUGGGUUGGAGCAACUUUGCAAGUUUGUGAUUCAUGACAAUUACUACAAGACCAUCUAGUGCUAAAUUAAUGUUCUAACUAUUGGCCUAGAACUUGUCUUUCAUAACUGGGACUUGAGUGAUGUAAUGUAAAUGACUUUUUAGGAUUAAGAAACUCUUUUUAAUCUUUAAAGUUUUCUCUUGGUGGCUUCCAUAUAUUGCUGCAUUGUUUGCCAUUUCAUUAUCCUUAUAAAUCCAUUAUGCAUAUACAGUAUUACCAGCAGUUCAAGUAAUUUACAAUAAAAAGUGGCAGUAGUUUAAUAAAUAGAAGAUGCUCAAAGUAAUUCUCACAAAAAGCACUCAAAUUAUGUAUUUAUAUCCUUGUGGGUUUUAUUGCACAAAUAUUUCUGUAAUUUGUUUAGUGUGGCAGUAAGGUUUAACUCAUAUUAUGCCUCUUCCAUCUAUAACACUAUAUUGGCUGUGGCACCUUAUAAAACAACUUAUGUAGCUUAGUCUCUGCACAGGGAUUGCUUAUCCUGUAAUUACUAGUCAUAUUAAAAACUUUAUACAAUGGAAUGUAUAUCGUUUAGCUAAUGCUGAUGUCACAUUGCUCAGCUUAUUUUAUUUUUAAUUUAAAAUAAUCAUUAGCUAUUUGUUUACCAGUCUUAUCACUACUAGUAGUAUAGAUGCUGCCGAUCUUGCUGAUCUGUUUUUAAGAAAUUAAAUGUGAUUAUUUGCAUCAUUAUCUAUAGUGUGUUGAUGCAGUAUAUUACAGUACAGGCAACCUCGAUAUGACGGAAACCUUAAACUUUCAGAACAAUUUGGCCAGAAGAACAAAAUUGGAAAGUUCAAAAUGAGUUGUAUUGGGAAUAAUGUUGUGUACAAGUCAAUAAUCAUUUAGUUUUCCAAAA